CAUCAGUCGCGCAUCCAGUGGCUGCGCCUGACAGCAGACGGAGCGCCCUGCAGAGUCCUCGGCUUUGAAGUCGUUUCAGCAAGCGCCCUCACUCAGAAGGAAAACCGCCUGGAAGAUGCACGCGACCAGCUGCGCAGAGUCGCCGCCGCGCCGCGUGGGAUUUUGGACGGGCGCGCGCUGAUAGCAGGCUUCACGAUGGCGCAGCUUACCUGUGCAGCGGCGCCCCGCUGUUGCAUCCAGAAGGCGUUGGAUAGCCUGGAGACAAGGCGGAGGGCGGCAUUCAAUAGCAAAGGAUGGAGCGGGGUGGCGAGUGGCCCCAUCGACACUCUCGUGCGCCAGCGCAGGACAUUUUCCAUCCUGCAGGACGGCAUAACCUUCGUGAACCAGUGCGACGGCGAGGCCAUCUUGGAGUUAGACAUGAGCAACAACGCGGUGGGGCGCCAGCUCAGAGCGGCAUGGCGCGCCAAGCAGCGGGCCGUGCACAUUGGAAUUCGAGACGGGAGGUUCUGCAAGCACAGCAAGGGCCAGCGCCCUUGGCCCUGCAGCAUUGCGACGGGUGACUUCAUCACCGUGCUGACAG
Messenger RNA from Prorocentrum cordatum, 580 nucleotides. The record is from the annotation of a GenBank genome assembly. Lineage: Eukaryota; Dinophyceae; Prorocentrales; Prorocentraceae.